Molecule: messenger RNA, 1950 nt
Organism: Hibiscus syriacus
Lineage: Eukaryota; Viridiplantae; Streptophyta; Magnoliopsida; Malvales; Malvaceae
Product: galactoside 2-alpha-L-fucosyltransferase-like
Exons: 2
Coding region: 66-1823 (585 amino acids)
Biological process (GO): cell wall biogenesis; xyloglucan biosynthetic process
Cellular component (GO): membrane; Golgi apparatus
Molecular function (GO): galactoside 2-alpha-L-fucosyltransferase activity
Source: RefSeq, a predicted model, not a curated record
CUCUUCAACUUAGUUGCUCUGCUCUUUCUUCUGCUGACUUACUAUGACUUUGGGUUGAUAACAACAUGAAGCGGUUAAGGAGAAACCGGGAUGGGAAUGACCCGGAAACCAACCCGGAUCCUGACAGAGAAGGCUCGUUUUUGAAAGAUCAGCAAGAAAGGAAAUGUGGAUUGGGUUCAACGAGGUCGAUGGGUUUCGUUGUGGUGGCGUUAAUGCUCGUUUCAGUUGUAUUUUCAGUUUCAGUAGUGCUUCAAGACCCACCCAGUGAUGGGGUUUUGGACUCUGCUAAAGAUGUUAGAUUUGCUGAUGUUAUGGAAUCAAUUAAGGAGCAACGAGUUCUUGAAGUCAAACCCCAGAAAGUCUUAGGUCCAGUAGACGAUCAUGCCCCGCCUGUUGAGGAGCGUAAAGAUAAACUGCAAGGUGGGCUUCUUGUAGCCGGAUUUGAUGAAACUUCUUGUAUCAGCAGGUAUCAGUCAAUCUUAUACCGCAAAGAAUCACUACAUAAAGCUUCACCUUAUCUGAUCUCGAGGUUACAGAGUUAUGAAGCUCUCCAUAAACGAUGUGGGCCAUAUACGGAAUCAUAUAACAAAACCUUGGAAAAGCUCAAGACUGGGGAUCACCUUGAAUCUACAGAUUGUAAUUAUUUAGUAUGGAUUUCCUUUAGUGGAUUGGGAAAUAGGAUACUGACCCUAGCCUCGGCAUUUCUCUAUGCACUUCUUACAAAUCGUGUCCUACUCGUUGACCCUGGAGACGAUAUGGUUGAUCUUUUUUGUGAACCAUUUCCGGAGCUCUCCUGGUUUCUCCCUCUGGAUUUCCCCCUUACAAGUCAAUUCAGCAGCUUUGAUCAGAAAUCUCCUCAUUGUUUCGGAAAAAUGCUAAAGAACAACACUUUUGCUAAUUCAAGCAGGUCUAUAUCAUCAUCUUUCGUAUAUCUCCAUCUGGUUCAUGAUUAUGAUGAUCAAGAUAAGCUCUUUUUCUGUGAUGAAGACCAAACUUCUCUUCGGGAAGUGCCGUGGUUGAUCAUGAAAUCAGAUAACUACUUUGUACCGUCUCUCUUCUUGAUCCCCUCUUUUGAGCAGGAACUCGGUAAUCUCUUCCCGAGAAAAGAGACGGUUUUCCACUUCUUGGGUCGCUAUCUCCUCCACCCUACAAAUCAGGUUUGGGGACUUAUUACCCGGUAUUAUCAAGCUUAUUUAGCUAAAGCAGAUGAAAGGAUAGGCAUCCAGAUUAGAGUAUUCGACACCGCGACUGGUCCAUUCAAGCAUGUUUUUGAUCAGAUUCUUGCUUGUGCUUUGAAGGAGAAUCUGCUGCCUGAGAUCAGCUCAGAAAAAUCUAUAACCAAUCAAUCUCUGAAGUCUAAAGCUGUGCUGGUUACAUCUUUGAGUGCAGGUUACUUUGAGAGAUUAAGGGACAUGUACUGGGAACAUCCGACUGUGACAGGGGAGAUCAUUGGUUUUUACCAACCGAGCCACGAAGAGUAUCAGCAAACAGAGAAGCGAUUUCACAACCGGAAAGCAUGGGCUGAAAUGUAUUUACUGAGCUUGAUGGAUGUGCUUGUAACGAGCUCAUGGUCAACUUUUGGUUAUGUUGCUCAAAGCCUGGGAGGAUUGAAGCCAUGGAUACUGUACAAACCCGAGAACCGGACGGUCCCAGAUCCACCUUGUCGCCGAGUCAUGUCGAUGGAGCCAUGUUUCCAUGCACCACCCUUUUAUGAUUGUAAAGCCAAGAGAGGCAUUGACACAGGUGCAGUAGUUCCUCAUGUAAGGCACUGUGAAGAUAUGAGUUGGGGUCUUAAACUUGUCGACAAUAAAAGUGAGUUAUAGGCAUAGUUUUACUCAGACUAUUGUAGAAAGUAAUAUUAAAUCAUGUGUCCGUUAAGUUUGAACAUUUAACAACAUUUUUGUUGGCAAAUUCGUUCAAUGGUUGGAUUAAUGUAACAUUUACAUUUUA